GCAGCAACCCCUCCCUUGGUGCUGCCAGCAGCUCCCUCAGGUGCCUUCUCAGGGAUGACCUUGUGGGCACGCCCGGCAUCCCAGGAUAUAUAACCUGGCCCAGGAGGGAACCAGCCCAGAGAGGCAGCCCCAGAGAGGUCAUUCCAAGAUGAAAGCUCUCCCUGUGCUCCUGCUGGGAGCACUCCUGUGCCUGGACUCAGGUUCAUCUUUGCAAUGCUACAGCUGCUCAUCCCAGCUCAGCAACUCCAAGUGCAUGACGAAGAAGGACUGUGGCGAGAAGGAUACGUGCAGGACAGAAGUGAUCCGGAUCGUGGGGCUCUUCAGCAUCAUCAGCAAGGGAUGUGACUCCUCGUGUGAGGCAACCUACCAGGACUUCAACGUGGGCAACAGGAACAUCUCCUGCUGCAGCAGCGACCUCUGCAACAUCAACGCCGCGGGCAGCGUCAGGUCCAGCUACGGGCUGGCCGGAGGGGUAGCGGCCGGAGUGCUCUGGACCGUCCUCAACAGCAAAUUUUGAGGAGCAAAGAUGCCUCCCAUGACCACAGAAAUCCUUGGAGCACCCCUCUAAUAAAUAACAGGAAUAGUAACCAGGAGCAGUGGGGUGUGUUGGGCACCCAGCAGCCUGGGAGCUGAUGGCAGCUCUUUGCCGUAUGAUGGCUUCUGCUUUAAUCUUAUUGCAAAGCUCGAGUGCUACCAGAUAAGGAAAUGUGUGCUGAUGUUAACUGCAGAACACCUAAAAUAAAGUUAU
Molecule: messenger RNA, 748 nt
Organism: Catharus ustulatus (Swainson's thrush)
Lineage: Eukaryota; Metazoa; Chordata; Aves; Passeriformes; Turdidae
Product: prostate stem cell antigen-like
Exons: 3
Coding region: 149-517 (122 amino acids)
Source: RefSeq, a predicted model, not a curated record